AUGGCUGAGGCAGACGAUCCUCUCGUUCAAGCGUUGCCUCCUGCGACCGAUUAUCUGACCUACUUGACGUUGCUCGAAUACCAAUUGACCCCCGCCCGUCUGCCUACCCUGCAUAAACUCCUCCAGGAUGAGGUGCUGACGACCAAUAUCGGCUGGGACCUGGUCCAGCUGCUCAUACCUAUGCUACCUCAGUCUUUGGACUGUCUGCAUGAUAUCGCUCGCCUGGGAAAUCCUAGAGAGGUGAUUCUACGGGUUUCGGAUGCCUUGAUGAAAUUGCAACCCGCCGAGGAUGAGAACGACGAGGUCGAACGAACAAAUGCGGACUCAGAAUCAUCUCACCAGCACGGGGAGUCAUCGCAAGAUGUGAUCAGCGAAUCGGAGCCCAAAUCGGACGACGAAGCGAAGCCCCUGCCUCGCCAUAUCCUACAAUUCAACGCGCUCGUUUCCAUGUUGUCGGUGUUGCACUCUCGCAUUCAGACCAAGUCACCCAGUCGAUUCCUGGCCACAUCUCUGCAAGCCUUGCUCGAAGCAUAUACACUGAUGCCCACGAGUGAAACUACAAUUGCUUUGUUGGAAUUCUUUCGGGAUGUGUCGCCUUCGAAACGGCCGGCCCCGCCACCCCGGGCAGCCAGUGAAUCCAGCGUGGUCCGCCUGUCUGAAGCUUCUGCGCCGGACCCGGAAGCUGAAGUUCAAUCGCCGUCUCCGGCUACUGACAACGAGGCGGUCUUGGUCCAGAGGUUCCUACAGUUCGGUCUGCUUGAAGUUCUAAAAUCGUACCUGCUCAGCUUUGCGGGCCCGCUUGACCCCGGAAUGUCAUGGACAAUCCGGUUGCAAGAGAAACUUCAUCCCGGAUUGCGAAUGGCCAGCCAACAGACGCAGACAGACAUCUUUGCCCAAAGCAAACGACUGAAGGAGCGAGACUUAAUCGUUGCCAAGAUCACGGCACUAUCUCGCGACUUCGGUAUUAGUGACAAGCAGCUGCUAGAAAUCGCCUUGAAAUCAUCCGACGACCAGCCCCCGCCACUGGAUUUCGAUGAGCCGCCUCGCAAAGCGGACGAGAUCCCUUUGGAAAGACAUGGUUCCCUAUUGCUCCUCGCAGCACGGGCAGCCUCGGCGGAAUUGUUCUCCUCCGGCCGAGUCACCCCGACUGCUGUCUUCCCGGACCUGGCGCGCAUUUUCCGCAACUUUGUUGGAGGAUACAACUCGCCUGACGAGGUGGCCUUUGGGCAACCACAAGUGCUACUCGACUCACUACUUGCUUUGACUGUCUUCUCCAUGCAGCAACCAAUCCAGCCACCAGCCGCAGAAAAAGAGUUCAUCGAUUUCGUGCUAUCCCUGACGGCAUGUACUGCCCGGCAAAACUACAGUUCGGUUCGACGAAUCCCGGGCACAGUUGUUCAGAGCAAUCCCUCGCAGAUCGCCCGCUUCAAACUAAUCCGAACAGUUCUAGAGGAUGAUCGAUUCCAGACUGUCAAAGACAGCGCCAUUGCCUGGCUGAAAGACGGAAUUUUGGAAGCAUCCAAAGCUUCAGAGACCGAUGUUCCGACUGAGUCAAGCAUAUUUCUUAACCCGCAUUAUUUCUCUGUGUUAUUUCCCUCACUUUUCAACUCAUCCGCCUUGCUUAUGAAUGUGUCAUCGGACCUUGUGGCAUCGUGGAUCAAGUUCUCGCAAACCUUGACACCAUCAAUCCAUGCGGCGCUCAGUUUGUACUACCUUGUCGUCUCGUCACCAAACCUACGCCGUCAAUUGCAGCUGGAAAAGACCUACAUAUACUUCCGCAACCGCUUUUUGGAGCCGCUCAAAUCCCUGUGCCAUGCAUUUGAGGCGGACCUCAAGGUCAACGGGGGUGAGGGCAAAAUCGAAGCUGCGGUGGGUGAGGACCUGAUGCAAAUCGGAAUGGCACGGUCGGUGGGCUUGGUUUCCCAUGCAUUGGAGCAGGUGGAAGAGGCGGUUGGGGAGGCGUUUGUGCUGAACAACUCGGAACUCCCUGAGCCCAGCGCUGAUGAUAUAGCUCGGGUGGAUAUGAUCCGAAAGGAAACCUCCCCUUAG
Molecule: messenger RNA, 2049 nt
Organism: Aspergillus japonicus CBS 114.51
Lineage: Eukaryota; Fungi; Ascomycota; Eurotiomycetes; Eurotiales; Aspergillaceae
Exons: 2
Coding region: 1-2049 (682 amino acids)
Biological process (GO): cellular response to oxidative stress
Cellular component (GO): cytoplasm
Source: RefSeq, a predicted model, not a curated record